Molecule: messenger RNA, 3799 nt
Organism: Orcinus orca (killer whale)
Lineage: Eukaryota; Metazoa; Chordata; Mammalia; Artiodactyla; Delphinidae
Gene: AOC2
Product: amine oxidase copper containing 2
Exons: 5
Coding region: 1351-3420 (689 amino acids)
Biological process (GO): amine metabolic process
Cellular component (GO): plasma membrane
Molecular function (GO): primary methylamine oxidase activity; copper ion binding; quinone binding
Source: RefSeq, a predicted model, not a curated record
AGGCUGAGGCUUCUGCCUAUCAAGAGGCAAGGGUGGGUCCUUCAUUUGUCUUCAGUCUGAAUUAAAUGAAAGUUAGCUCUUUCCAAAGCUAAGCUGCCUUCUACCCUCACAAGAUCCCAGCUCCUUCCUUCCUUCCCUCCCCAGUGAUACCCAUGAACUGCCAGUAGAGGCCGCUCUAGUUCCGUGUGUGGGGAAUCACCUGGUUCAAGGCACACCCGACCCCGUCAUUUUCUUUGCUCUAUACUAAAAGUUCCUUCUGAAUAAUGUCUUAAGUUUCUUGCGGAGAUGCCAGGGACCCCUGGUUUUUGGUUUUCAAAUGAAUUGGAGGGCUAUCUAGGACCUUAGCUCCCUCUGAAAUAAAGUUUCCUUAACUUCCACCUUGCAGAGGAGCAUUCUGGUAUCCAAUGAUCUGGUAUCUGUUGUCUCUGCAGAAAGGGAUUUAAGGUCUUGAACAAUGGAGGAACAUCUGCCCUAUUCUGUUUCAGAGAUCCUUACCAGUAGCUGACAAUUUUUGAAUGCCUGCCCGUGCCAGGCUGUUAAGCACUUUACGCGCCUGAUCUCAUUUACUCUCCGUGAAUCUCUGGGGUAGUUUUAUCCCUUCUUUAUAGGUGAGGACACUGAGACUUACGAUAAGUAACUCCCCUCAGGUCACACAGCUUAGGGACCUGCGAUUGGUGUACAAAUCUGACUGCUGCGCCCAGGCCCUCACCACUCCUUUCUCACCGACUAGACGGAAGAGGCCUGAGACUACAGAUCAAGGGCUUGGUCUUAGGCAUGUGGCAGAACACAGUGCUUACUGCUGAGCUGGGCAGUGGAUCCUGGAAAUACUGGAGGGGAGUGCCUGCCAGGAGGUAGGAAAGUGGACAGUUAGAGUGGCUGCAUGUAGUACAUGGGACUUGAUUGGGCGUCUGAGAUUUGCAUACUUCCUCAGACCCAUUCUGGGUGGAAGGUAGAGUCUAGUGUAUAUACAAAUGCCCUCUAAUCUGGUCUAAAUGAUGGAGAUCGGUAGUGGGUACUGACCGUGCUGCUGGGAGGAGUUCAGGGAUGGGGAGAGGCUAUGCACGUGGAAGUAGUACCUUGAGCCAAACCACAGAACAGAAAAUUGGAGCAGAAUUAUAUAAAUCAAGGUCAGAAAUUUCCCGUCCAACCCACAGGGUGGAGUUUUCACUAUUCCUAUCCAUCCUACUGAAUAUAAACCCUGAUUUGAUGUCAGUAAGCAGAAGGAGCAGCUGGCGGGACUCUCAUUUCAGCUCUCAGCAGUCACCAUGAAUCUCAAGUGCCCAGCCCUGGACACACCCUGGCCAGAGCCAGCUGUUUGCAGACCUGAGCCGAGAAGAGCUGACGGCUGUGAUGAGCUUUCUGACCCAGAAGCUAGGGCCAGGCCUGGUGGAUGCAGCUCAGGCCCAACCCUCAGACAACUGCAUCUUCUCGGUAGAGCUGGAGCUGCCCCCCAAGGCUGCAGCCCUGGCCCACCUGGACAGGGGGAGCCCCCCGCCUGCCCGGGAAGCACUGGCCAUCGUCUUCUUUGGUGGACAACCCCAGCCCAAUGUGACUGAGCUGCUGGUGGGGCCACUGCCGCACCCCUCCUACCUGCGGGACGUGACUGUGGAGCGUCACGGGGGCCCCCUGCCCUAUCACCGACGCCCCGUGCUGGGAACUGAGUCUGCCCAGAUGUGGAAACAUUUGAAAGAGGUGGAGCUCCCCAAGGCACCAGUCUUCCUGGCUUCUGUCUUCAACUACAAUGGUUCCACUUUGGCCGCUCUGCACGCCACCCCUCGUGGCUUGCGCUCAGGGGACCGUGCUACCUGGAUAGCCCUCUACCAUAACAUCUCAGGUGUUGGGAUUUUCCUUCACCCUGUGGGGCUCGAGCUACUGCUGGACCACAGGGCCUUGGACCCUGCCCGCUGGGCUGUCCAGCAGGUCUUCUACCUUGGGCACUACUAUGCAGACUUGGGUCAGCUGGAAUGGGAGUUUAAGGCUGGCCGGCUGGAAGUGGUUAGAGUUCCUCUACCCCUGCCAGAUGGGGCCUCAUCGCUGCGAUCGCGGGUCUCCCCAGGUCCUCUUCCCCCUCUUCAGUUCUCACCUCAGGGCUCCCGGUACAGUGUGCAAGGGAACCUAGUGGCGUCCUCCCUUUGGACGUUUACCUUUGGCCAUGGGGUGUUCAGUGGCAUGAGGAUUUUUGAUGUUCGGUUCAAGGGUGAGCGAGUGGCCUAUGAAGUCAGUGUCCAGGAGUGUGUUUCUAUCUAUGGUGCCGAUUCACCCAAGACAAUGAUGACCCGAUACCUGGAUAGCAGCUAUGGACUUGGCCAUCACAGCCGGGGCUUGGUGCGGGGAGUGGACUGCCCCUAUCAGUCUACCAUGGUGGACAUCCACGUAUUAGUGGGCAAAGGGGCAGUCCAGCUGCUCCCAGGGGCUGUGUGUGUGUUUGAGGAGGCCCAGGGACUACCCCUCCGCAGGCACCACGGUCACCUUCAGAGUCAUUUCUAUGGUGGUUUGGCUGGCUCGGCCCUUGUAGUCAGGUCUGUGUCCUCUGUAGGCAACUAUGACUACAUUUGGGACUUUGUAUUGCACCCAAAUGGGGCGCUUGAAGGGCGGGUCCAUGCCACGGGCUACAUCAACACAGCUUUCCUGAGCGGGGGCGAGGAGAGCCUCCUCUUUGGGAACCGCGUUGGGGAGAGAGUGCUGGGGGCGGUGCACACGCAUGCCUUCCACUUCAAGCUGGACCUGGAUGUGGCAGGGCUGAAAAACUGGGUGGUAGCUGAAGACGUGGUGUUUAAACCUGUGGCAGCCCCUUGGAGUCCGGAGCACCAACUGCAGCGCCCACAGCUGACUCGGCAGGUCCUGGGAAGGGAGGACCUGACAGCUUUUUUCUUGGGGGACCCCCUUCCCCGCUACCUUUACUUGGCUAGCAACCAGACUAAUUCCUGGGGUCACCAGCGCGGGUACCGAAUCCAGAUCCACAGCCCUCUUGGCAUACACAUGCCCCUGGACAGCGACAUGGAGAGGGCCCUCAGCUGGGGGAGAUACCAGCUUGUGGUGACCCGGAGGAAGGAGGAGGAGUCACAGAGCAGCAGCAUCUAUUACCAGAAUGACAUCUGGACACCCACUACAGCCUUUGCUGACUUCAUCAACAAUGAGACCCUGUUAGGAGAGGACCUGGUGGCUUGGGUUACAGCCAGCUUCCUGCACAUCCCUCACGCUGAGGAUGUCCCCAACACAGUGACUCUGGGGAACAGAGUUGGCUUCUUGCUCCGACCCUAUAACUUCUUUGAUGAGGACCCCUCCAUCUUCUCCCCUGGCAGCGUCUACUUUGAGAAGGGCCAGGAUGCUGGGCUCUGCAGUGUCAAUCAUGUGGCCUGCAUCCCCCACCUGGCGGCCUGUGUCCCGGACCUGCCGCCUUUCUCUUACCAAGACUUGUAGCCCUGAGUGUGUGGUGGGACAUGGGCAGGGCGGAGAGGGGGUGCCAAGACAUGUACGUUCCUCUCUCUGUUCCCACUUCCUGCUCCCCUGACACUCGACGCUUGGGAAACCGCCUCCUACCACGUAAACCCCCAUAUAUCCUUUGGUUAAUUCUUAUUUCCAGUUCAUUUUUUAAAAAUGAUGAAUUUAUACAAAUGACGUUGAUAUUAAAAAAGCUAAAACACCACAAAUCCUACCACUCAGAAAGAGCAUUCACAUUUGGUGAAUGUUAUACCAGACAUUUCUUUAAUGCAUGUGCAUUGAAGUGGAAGAAUAGAUAGAAUUUUGUAAGAACUGAUGGUGUGUGUAAUUUAUAAUAAAAAGUAUUACAAGACUUUUA